Nerophis lumbriciformis (worm pipefish) is the source of this 1970-nucleotide messenger RNA. It is a transcript of the gene phlda1, whose product is annotated as pleckstrin homology-like domain, family A, member 1. Gene Ontology annotation, molecular function: phosphatidylinositol phosphate binding. The record is from RefSeq and is a predicted model, not a curated record. NCBI's taxonomy places the organism in Eukaryota, Metazoa, Chordata, Actinopteri, Syngnathiformes, Syngnathidae. Gene Ontology annotation, biological process: positive regulation of apoptotic process.
CUUAAGUUAAUUGGAUCCUAUUGUGGAGGUGUACCUAUUUGAGUGGACGCUGGGGGUAGGACAAAUGUGCGUCUUGGGGGCCAUUUGUGUGGGCGGUGCAGCGGUCAGACCAUCCCCGCCCCCCUCAGACAGCCAGUCGUUCGAAACAAGCCAGCCGCCACAGACAAUCCCCCUACCGCGACCACACAGUGCCGCGUGUCCCGUAUGCCUUCACCCUCUCCGGGGUAGACCUCCGCGUCCGAGUCGGUCCGCGCCUGGAAGCUGCAUAGAGGCGAGGAUGUUGGAAAACGGGAGGAAGGUGCUGAAGGAAGGCGUGCUGGAGAAGAGAAGCGACGGUCUUCUGCAGCUGUGGAAGAAGAAGCUGUGCGUCCUGACCGAGGACGGCGUGCUGCUGCUGCCGCCCAAACAGCACGAUUCCCCGCAGCAGCACCAGGACGGCCCCGGGGGGGAGGCGGGCAAAGUCAAGGAGCUCCACUUCGCCAACAUGAAGACGCUGGACUGCGUGGAGCGGAAGGGCAAGUACGUCUACUUCACCGUGGUCAUGGCCGAGGGCAGGGAGAUCGACUUCAGGUGCCCACAGGACGAAGGCUGGAACGCGGAGAUCACCUUGCAGAUGGUCCGCUACAAGAACCGCCAAGCCAUCCUGGCCGUCAAGUCCACCCGCCAGAAGCAGCAGCUGCUCGUCGUCCACAUGCCCGCUCACAGCCGCAAGACCCUCCGGAGCUCGCCCAAUGUGGCGUGACCUGCGGGCCAGUCGUGCGCCAUCUGCGGUUCCCUGGACACUGGAGGAUGAACAUCUACACACACACACACACACACACACACACACUUUGUCCGGGACUCUUCCACGUGGUGACUUCCUCCUGUCCCCCAGACAGGAAGUGACCUCACCAGACACUUGACAGACUAAAAAGCACGUGCAGGUGACAUUAUUUAUUACACAUGUAAAUAGUUUUUCUACGGAACCAAAGUGUUGUCGGCACACGCGCAGCCGGGGAAGUGCGCCUCUAUUCAGUCUUAUUAGAACGCUCGUCCUUUUGUUAGCGCUAGCAAACUUCUCCAAUUGUGCUCGAAUUCCGUCCGAUGUUACUUUUUAUUUGCCAGGAGAAAUUAAAAAAGAUGGUGUCAUUUUUGUGUGAUUAUUGAUCACAGUUAGCCUUGUCAUGUUAUUAUUAUUAUUAUUUAUUCUUUGUUUUCCAAAGUCUCCCUUUGUUUUUAGUUGUUUUUAACCUCUUCACGCUUCAAUCUAACGUGCACGCAAACAUCAAAUCUUUCUUUGUGGUGAUUUUUGGCAUGGAUUUGUCGAAUUAUUCAUGUCUAAAUUGUCGAUGGAUGACCACGAUAUCCGUUAUUUUCAAACAACGCACGUAUUUUUGAGUCGGCUGUUUCAUUUUUAUGUGCUAAUCGUCUCGUUUUGAAUUAGCCUGUCGCUAACUUCUUCCGGUGGUCUUUGAUUGAUUGAUUGAUUGAGAAGUUUGACGUCUAUAAAGAAUUGAAUCCAUGUGAUGCUUUAAAAAAGGCAAAUGGAUGGCACCAAAAGCCAUUGUGAUCACAUUUGAUACAUUCAAUAAUAAAAGAUAUAUAACCUGUAACAUGUAUAUUAAAAAAAAUCUGGAAUGUUCUGGAAUGACAUGCUAACCUGACCACAAACCUUUAUUUUUACACAUUUGAUCAUCUUUCAUCUUUUUAAGUCAUGAAGUGACUUGUGUGCUAGAAUUGUUCCAUUUGUUUCUUUCACAACAAUUCAACUAUUUCACUCGACAUUAUCAAAAAGUUUGAGAUCAUUAAAAGUUAUGGAAACAAGUUAUUUUCAAUCAAAUGUUCGAUAUGUUCAUUUUUGCCCCCGAAUUGUCUCAUUUUUAAUCAGGUCUUCGUAGCAUUAGCCUGGCGCUAACCCGUUAGCAUAAUGCUAGCGUGUUUAUUUCAACAAAUGUGCUGUCCUACCCUCUCAAAACUGUUUUAUUUCUUGU